ACGCAAACAGUAUAAGUACAGCCGGUUAGGCUGGCUAUCAGCUCUCUGGAGAAUUGACCUACACAAAACGCCUAUAAAAAGCGGGGAAUUCUCCAGGUGUACACUAUAUUGCCUGUAAAUUCUCUAAAAUCUUUUUCGGUUGUGUUCUUUCGGCAGUUGUCGAUUUUGGAAAGCCAAGAAUUUGACGACGUUUGAACAGUUGUUUCAAAGGUUGCUGUUGUGUUUAACAACCGCGAACCCUUGGUGUUCGAGUUGUUUGUAUUUUCGGAAAAGAAAGAAGGAUACAUAUAUUUAUGCGGCUUAACAGUUCAUCAGUACGUUAUCUGUGCUGGUGGUUUUAAGAAGAAGGCGAGGAGUGACUCGAGUGCAUUGGAGUUCGGAGCUGCAGUGCAGAUGGGACAAUUUCAACACACGAUCGAAUCUUCUUCAGCGAUUGAAGCCUCGAAGUCACUAAAUCGAACCUUAGAAUAGAAGGACAGAACAAGGAAACUGCGUCACCAUUGGUGGUGGACACCCCCAGCACUGCCCCUUGAGGGCUAGUAUUAUGGGAUGUUCUGCAGGCAAGCAUGUGUCGGCUAGCCCAGAACUGAGCACCAACACUCAAAUUUCAAAUGUGGUUACAUCUUUUCCAAACCAGAAGGAAAAUGGCUGGACAAACUCUGGGGUAGUCGACAUGCCUCCACCACGAAACACUGCCCAAACAAUACGAAGAAACUCAAAAAAGGAUUCCACACAGUCCUCACCUAAUAACUCAGAAUGUGAUGUACAUGAAAAUGCCUCAAAACCUGUCCUAUUACCAAAGAAAGUCACACCAGUUCCUGUACUGUCAAAGCUUAACAAAGAAAAGGAUAAUGGGAAUCUUUUAAAGAAAAACACACAAAACAGAAGAAAUACAGACGAUCUUCCCUCAAGACCUCAGCAAAUUGGUCAGCAAAAAAUGAUGUUAACACAGUCUCAAACAGACUUUUUCACAAUGCUGGAUAGGAAAAUCGAAGCGGGAGAGGACUAUAUAUCUGAUACUGGAGAAAGAUAACCGCUUUUCUAUAUAGUGUGCUAACAUACGACAACAGAGUAUUUCCCAAACUAUUGUGGAAAUCGCUGGCUAUCUGUAGUCCCUGAGGGCGAACUGUUCUGGAAAGUGCUUCCAUAAGGAGUGAAAUCCAAGGGGAUUCAGUCCAGAAUUCAUUCGUUUUCAGAUGGCUCUAUGCGCGAUGUUCCAAUAUCCCGUGAACGAAAAGAAGUUAUUGUGGAAAUUGCCCAAGUAUCCAUUCAACAUUUUUAGAUUUUUGUACCGUACUCCGACGGAACAUUGUUUCUUAAAUUCAGCAAUGAUUUUGGCAAUCCCUUACUCCAAUUUCCGUUCCUUUCCGCGACUGAAUAAAACCAUCCCAUGCCAUGCUCAACUAUAGUGACGUAAGGCCUGUCAUGACCUCAUCCUACCUUGAUACCAUCAAUAUGCAUAUGCAAUGACGUCACGUCUCAUUCUCUCACGUGACUGGUAUUCCAAGAAAAGCAAGUCGAGUACAAGGAGAAACAUGGACUACCUCAGAAGUAAUAAAGUCACCUCUCAUUCUCUCACGUGACUGGUAUUCCAAGUAAGGCGAGUCGGGUACAGGGAGGAAACAUGGACUACCUCAGAAGUAAUGACGUCACCUCUCAUUCCCUUACCUGACUGGUAUUCCAAGAAAGGCAAGUCUGGUACAAGUAGGAAACAUGGACUUUCUCAGAAAAAAUGACGUCAGGAGUAAGGGUUGAAAAUCAGGGAUGAUAAGUUGACGCAAAAACCUCUAGCAAGUAACAUUUCACGAUAUUUAAUUUUCUGCGACCUGUUCCUACAGCAGUAUCCAUCACACCCCCCCCAAACCCCUACUCAGCCUGAUAUCCCAUCCUAAAAAUUGUGUAUUUAUAGCAUCCAUCAAUAAGAAUGAUUUAAAGGGAGUGCGUCAUGAGUUUUCCGUGGGGCACUUAAACUAAAACAAAUCCGCCAUAAGAUUAAAACCCGAAGGCGCGACGAACAAAUGCCGACGGGAGGACGAGCUGUGACUUACCGCUCGGCUAUAACUUGAAACCUGGGGCAACAAGCCUUUAAGAUAGAAGAGUAGUUGAAGAAUUCCACAUAAAUGCCUCUUUUAAACAGCACCCGCAUAUAAGAACUUAGAAUUUUCAAGAUCAGGCAAAAUAACUUCUGAUAAUAGGGGUACCUUAUAACGAUUUUUGCUAGUGUUUAGGAUCUCAAUUGGUUCUUAUUUUUAUACACCAAACAAUAAUAGUCACUAGUCGGGAUGUUUGCUGACUCUAAUGCCUGGUGCACACUAGCGGCAUAACGACGUAAUGACAUGGGCGUGCACCUUUAUGUCCAUGUCGUUAUGUCGGGCUUAAAGGAGUGCGCGCGCCUAUGUUGUUAUGUCGUUAUGAUCACUAGUGUGUUCUAGGCAUAACAAGAAUAAAUGCUGAACCAGUUUUACAAGCUCAUGUUGUAUUCAGCUACAAUUUGCAAUGCGCCAACUUUUGUGAAAUCUUUUCUUUUCUGUUAUCAACCGUAAAUUAUGUUUCAAAUAGUCUCCACGUGUUAUAUUUUAUAGGUUUCGUUUAAGUUAUAUCCAGAAUUUUGACAAUCAACAUUUCAGUGAUCUUUCAAAUAUCACUCAAAUUCUUCCCCACAAAGCUGAUUAGAUUCUUAUAAAAAAGGGCUUUAAAUUCCAAAUUUCAGCCUGUAGGUUCUUAAUCUCUUGGUUCUUAUAUUACGCGGGCGUUUACUGUAAUGGAAUAAUCAUUCAGGUUCUACUCCCUUGACUUGGCCCAUGGAAAACAUUAAAAAAUCGAGAGGGCGACUCUUUUCCAUCAUAUGUCGGCUGUUUGUAUUCUUUCGGCCUUUAUUGUACAUUAUUACACUCCUCUUUUAGAGAAUUCUUGUCUAUUAUGGAACAAGCGACACAGAUGGUCUAUAAAGGAGAGUAUUGCUUAAAAGACGGCACGAAGCGUAUUGUAGAUAAGAGAAUGUACCUAAAAUAUACACAGAUGAUAUAAUCAGAUAUAAAGAGAUAUAGUUUAAUGGUUAAUGUACAUUUGUAGUAAUUUGUAAUUAAUAAAAAUAAUGAAAAAUA
Messenger RNA from Nematostella vectensis (starlet sea anemone), 3104 nucleotides. RefSeq lists its product as uncharacterized. The record is from RefSeq and is a predicted model, not a curated record. Bases 545 to 1033 code for a protein of 162 amino acids. The transcript has 7 exons. Lineage: Eukaryota; Metazoa; Cnidaria; Anthozoa; Actiniaria; Edwardsiidae.